GUAUGCUAUUUUGGGCCGUCAUGCUCACAAAGGGGCAUCGGUGGUCCAUUAACUGGUUAUCGCCCUUACAGAUUACCAGAAGAGUUCCGUAGAGAGAGAAAGAGACGAAGAAGAGAGAGAAAGCAUGACGACGAUUCGUAGAUUCAGCUGCAAUGACUUGCUUCGCUUCGCGUCAGUGAAUUUGGAUCAUCUUACUGAAACUUUCAACAUGUCAUUUUAUAUGACUUACAUGGCAAGAUGGCCGGAUUAUUUCCAUGUUGCAAAAGCUCCCGGCGGCCACAUCAUGGGAUACAAGCAAAUUCUUUUCUAAAGGUGGAUGGAGGAAAUGGGAUUUUCUCGAGGAAUAUUCUUCAGCAGCACUGUUUGAUGCAGGUUAUGGGAAAAGUUGAAGGGCAAGGUGAAUCUUGGCAUGGUCACGUUACUGCAGUAACUGUGGCUCCUGAAUAUCGGAGGCAGCAAUUAGCCAAGAAAUUGAUGUACCUGCUGGAAGAAGUCAGUGAUAAGAUCGAUAAGGCUUACUUUGUGGACUUGUUUGUGAGAGCAUCAAACACACCAGCUAUAAAGAUGUACGAGAAGCUUGAUUACGUAGUAUAUAGGCGAGUUUUACGCUAUUACUCAGGGGAGGAAGAUGGUUUGGAUAUGAGAAAGGCACUAUCGCGAGAUGUAGAAAAGAAGUCUAUCAUCCCUCUUAAACGACCGGUAACUCCAGAUGAAUUGGAGUAUGACUGAGUCGGUAAGAGUUGUUACCCCAUGUAAUCUUAUCUUUCAAGAAGCUAAGUUUAGGGUAUCGACAAGUCUUGUCUAGAAAUGUAUGAGAUGAAGAGUCUGGGUUCUUAUCUAUAGUACUGUUGUGCCAUUAUGUUUAAGAACCAAGUGCUAGAAUUUCUGGCCUUGUGUAUUUGCUUGCAUGCCAUAUGUUCUUUUAAUAUUUUAAAUUGUUAAAUUUUUGUGACUUAUUGAACUUUUUCUG
Solanum lycopersicum (tomato) is the source of this 970-nucleotide messenger RNA. RefSeq names its product N-terminal acetyltransferase B complex catalytic subunit NAA20. Gene Ontology annotation, biological process: N-terminal peptidyl-methionine acetylation. Gene Ontology annotation, molecular function: protein-N-terminal amino-acid acetyltransferase activity. Gene Ontology annotation, cellular component: NatB complex. NCBI's taxonomy places the organism in Eukaryota, Viridiplantae, Streptophyta, Magnoliopsida, Solanales, Solanaceae. The record is from RefSeq and is a predicted model, not a curated record.